AUGAUCACCAAGGGUCGGUAGUAAGUAAUACACUGUUGGACUUUUGAUUGUUAAUCAUGGCGCUGUCGGAGUCACAGGCUGAAUUCAAGCAAUACUUCGAUAAUACCGUACUCUCGGGAUACAAAGCUCUUGGUAUCGCUCUAGGCCAUAGACUCGGCUUAUUUGAUGUUCUCGCAAAGUUUGACACGCCUAAGACUUCUCAGGAAAUAGCAGAUGCCGCAAACUAUAAAGAAAGAUAUGUCAGGGAAUGGCUUGGGCUGAUGGUUGUUUCUAAAAUCAUUACAAUGGAUACAGCCAGUGCCACCUAUAUCUUGCCUAGAGACCACGUUGCUGCAGUGACGUCACCAGUAGCAAUGUUCUCCUGGAAUAUACCUUUGUUUGGAAGUUUGAACCCAUCAAUAAUGGAAUGCUUCAAACUUGAUGGGCCUAAAGGUAUACCUUAUCAGAAGGAUGACAUUUUUCACAGUUGGUAUGAUUCAAGACGAGGUGAGGAAUAUGGACAGGAGCUCUGCCAAAAACUUAUCCCAUCAGUGCCAGGCUUAAGAAACAUACUAGAGAAUGGAGGACAAGUGUGUGAUAUCGGCUGUGGGACUGCUACAGGUAUUACACCUCAUUUUGCAAAACAGUUCCCAGCUAGUACUUUCUACGGUAUUGAUAUCUUGCCCUCUGCAAUUGAGAAAAUCACUGCAUCAGCCAAAGAAAUGGGCCUUACCAACACACGAUAUGCUACAUAUGAUGCGGCUGAUCUUCCCGAUGGCGAAUGGACCGACAAAUUUGAUUGGUUGUUCACACGUGACGUACUUCACGAUAUCGCGAGACCAGAAAUGGGUGCUAAGGAGAUAUUUCGUACUUGCAAACCAGGAGGAUAUUUCUCAGUGAUAGAGCUCGAUUUAGACGAUAACCCCGUGACCAAUGCCAAUAUUGCAUUCGCACCUGCGAUAUACUGUGCGAGUCUUCAUAGAUGUAUUCCCAUGUCGCUCAAUGACGAUGGGGCAGGGCUAGGCGCAACUUGGGGAAGGGAAAAUGCGUCAAAGUUAUUAAGAAGUGUUGGGUUUGAGAUAGUAUUCGCUAAAAGUAUUGACUUUGAUACGCACAACUGUCACAUACUCGCAAGAAAACCCACUGAAUAGACUAUAAUAAUAGAGGCUAGCUUCAUAUAAUAAUCAGGCCUCUCUUCGUCCGAUCACCGAGCAAAUCGUCCAGUGCAGGCUAGGGGAAGAACUGCUAUAGAGAGCUUUCGAUAUAUUAAUUUUUCGGCCAAACUUUAUGCAAAUUCAUCUUAUAAAUGACGUAAACACCACCAGGGGAGGAAAGUUUCUCAAAGAAACCGGGAAAG
Messenger RNA from Owenia fusiformis, 1336 nucleotides. NCBI's taxonomy places the organism in Eukaryota, Metazoa, Annelida, Polychaeta, Sabellida, Oweniidae. The record is from the annotation of a GenBank genome assembly.